Leishmania braziliensis MHOM/BR/75/M2904 is the source of this 1107-nucleotide messenger RNA. RefSeq lists its product as hypothetical. Gene Ontology annotation, molecular function: calcium ion binding. Bases 1 to 1107 code for a protein of 368 amino acids. Lineage: Eukaryota; Euglenozoa; Kinetoplastea; Trypanosomatida; Trypanosomatidae. The record is from RefSeq and is a predicted model, not a curated record. The transcript has a single exon.
AUGAUUGCCGCCACUACCGCAGGAGUCGGGUCAGCCGCCAGAGCCGCGGCCACGCAGAAACCGCGCUUGUUUGACAGCUUGGACGCGGCCAGCAAGGAGCGAGUGACAACGUUGCUGAGCCACUACCAGGUGUUUCUCCCUGUGGAGCAGGUUUCCUUUAUGCAAGAGCUUGAGCGGUACAACGAGGAGCAACAGACAGCGGCGCUGACGGCGAGCAAGGCCGGUGAGGUGUGGGUACGCUACACAACCCCGCGUCUGCAAGCAGUGCAGGCACGCGAUCCUGCGUAUGUGCAGCGGUUGAUCUCUGACAUAGCCGCCCCUCGCGAGUCGAAGAGUGAUGAAACGCCGGGAGAGGUGACACCACCGCCAUGCACACUGGAGGAUAUUCUCCAUACUUGCGGCAUGUUUGGUGAGCCGGAAGGCGUUCCCAUCCGUGUAGGCAAGAUGUCUCUCUAUGAAAGGUUGCACGAGAACAUGAAAGGCCGGCGGAGCACGGCAUGUGGGAGUGUGGUCAACUCCACCACUCCAAACAACCCUACCACCGCCGAUUCAGGAGGUGGUACUGCAUGGAGCUCAGCUCAGUUUGAGACUGCUGCCAAACCAGCAGCGGAGGAGCGUGAGAUGGGUGAUGCCGCAUCCCUGGAGGCAUCGGCGCAAGCCGAGAGCGGCGAGAGCGCAGUGGUGCCUAUGUACACCGGCGCUUUCCCGUUUCACGCAUCGUCGACCAGGCCGGCCGCACCAUACCGCAGCAACGCCUACCAGACCGUGCGCCUCGCAAUGAGCUCGCCUGGAUACAUUUCGACGAUGCAGCCGACCUCGCUGGCGGAGGUUCAAUCGCCGCAAGACGGCGUGAAAUCCGUGUUGAACGCCACCCCUUUCCCGAUCACUGAAGAGGAACUGCGCGAGUGGUUCGAGGAGCUGGAUGUAUGUGGGCGUGGCGUCCUGAGCGUUGAGGAGUUCCAGCGCUGCAUGGAGUCCUUGGAGCGCGACCUGGGUGUUCCGACAGAGUACGCGACACUUGAGCGAGACGGGGCGCAGUUAGCGAACAAUGGCUGGCUUAGCUUCGAAGCCUUUGCCUACCUCGUGCUCCGCUUUGCGCGUGUUUGA